UUUAUUAGUUUGAUGAUUUGAUUUUUGAAUUUUUUUAUUUGAUAUUCUGUUUUCUUCAUUGUUACCAUCAUCAUCAUUAUCAUUAUCAACAUAAAUGUCAUCAAAUAAAAUAACCGAUUAUUUUGGUAAACGUUCUAAUGUUUCAUAUAAGAAAAAUGAAAAUGAUCAUUUGUCCAAAAGAAAAAAUGUAAAAAAAGCAACAAAAGUCAUUAUUUUUGAUAAUAAUAAUGAUGAUGAUGAUGAUUCAGCGACCGAAAUCGAUGAUGAUUUAACAGAAUUUGAAAAUUAUUCUACCAGUACUGAAUUAUGGGAUGAAGAGAAUGAUAUAACAAUUGUUAAAACGAAAAGAAAAAAGAAAAAGCAACAAGUCGUUCAAAAAUUGAAACAAAAAAAUCAAAAAUCACGAUCAAAAAUUGUUGAUAAAAUUAAUAAGAAUAAAAUUAUAACAAUCGAUGAUUCGAUAAUCGAAUCAACGAUUAUUAAUGAUAUUAACAUUUUGACACAUAAAUAUCAGCCCAAAACUAUCGAUAAUAUGAUUGGACAAACGAAUGAAAUUAAUAUAAUGAAAAAUUGGCUUGAAAAUUGGAAUAUCAAAUUCAAUAAUGAUGAUAAUAAAUACGAGGAUGAUGAUCUGGUUGAUGAUGUUUAUUAUGGCAAAUGUUUGUAUAUAUUUGGAUCGAAUGGUAUCGGUAAAACGGCAAUGGUUUAUGCUGUAGCUAAAGAUUGCGGCUAUAAUAUACUUGAAUAUAAUGCAACCAUUAAACAUUUGACACCGAAAUCAUUACAAAAUGAAUUAUAUGAAUCAUCACAAUCUUAUCUAAUUGAUAAUUCAACAUGGCAAACAAAAAAACAUGAACAAAUGACUACCGGUUUUUCUAAAUCAUUAAUUUUAUUAGAUGAUAUUGAUGCAAUUGUUUAUGAAAAUAAAUCCUUAAAUGAAUUAUGGCGUUCAUUAAGGACAAUCAUACAGAAUUCCAGAAAACCGAUCAUAAUCACAUCGAAUUUAGAGCCAUCCUUUUUAUGUAAUGAGCAAAGUUUUUUCCGCAUAAUACAAUUACGACCCAUUCGAUUUGAAUCUAUCAUCGAACGUUUAGAUACAAUUUUUCAAAUAGAAUCUAUUAAUAAAUUUGAACAUCAUUGUAAUAAUAAUCAUGAUAUUUUAUUCGAAACAAAUGAUGUAAGAAAAAUGAUCAAUCAGUUGGAUUUUUGGUAUACGGGCAAACAAAUCCAUAAUGUUCAUGAUCAUAAUAGUGAAUCAUCGCAUCUUAAAACAUACUAUCAACAUUAUAUAAAUCAAAUAUUUAUGAAAACAAAAAAAUCAUUAGAUAAACAAUCAAGAAUAUUAGAAACAUUAUCGAAUGAUGAUUUAUAUCAGACUGAAUUGAAUCGAUUUUUAAACAUAAACGAUGAAAUGGAUGAAAAUCGAUAUAAUAUUUAUUCGAUCGAUAAACGAUAUACAUUAAUAAUUGACAAUGAUGAUAUUGAUAAUAUUAUUACAAUAAAAGAAUUUAAUCAUUUAUGGUUAUAUAAAUGUGAUCAUAAUUUUAUUCGUCAACAAAUGACCACCGAUUUAAUAUUUGAAUCAUUACAAAUGUUAUAUGAUUAUUUUAAAUACAAUGAUCUUUUUGAUUGUUAUUCAACAAAAUUUGAUUAUCUUUCAUUAUUUGAAUUUGUUAUCGAAUCAUUUCCGGAAUUUUUUUCAUCAAAUCCAUUACAAACUAUGGUCGAACAACAUUCAAAUCGUUAUAAACAUCGAACACGAUCAUCACAGAAACAAAGACAUCGAUUACAAUAUGUACAGAUAGAAUACAAUACAAAUUAAAAAUAUGAUUUAAAAAAAAAAAUUAAUUUAUUUUUUCAACUAUUUAUAGAAAAAAAA
Messenger RNA from Dermatophagoides pteronyssinus (European house dust mite), 1879 nucleotides. RefSeq lists its product as uncharacterized. Gene Ontology annotation, cellular component: nucleus. Gene Ontology annotation, molecular function: ATP hydrolysis activity; DNA clamp unloader activity; ATP binding. Lineage: Eukaryota; Metazoa; Arthropoda; Arachnida; Sarcoptiformes; Pyroglyphidae. The record is from RefSeq and is a predicted model, not a curated record.